Schistocerca piceifrons (Central American locust) is the source of this 675-nucleotide messenger RNA. RefSeq lists its product as uncharacterized. The annotation marks the transcript as partial. Lineage: Eukaryota; Metazoa; Arthropoda; Insecta; Orthoptera; Acrididae. The transcript has 4 exons. The record is from RefSeq and is a predicted model, not a curated record.
AUGGUGACAUCUGAGGGGAUGGUGUCACUGGAGGUGAUGGUGACACUUGAGAUGAUAGGGCCCGAGGAGACAAUGGGGGCAGUGGAGGCACGAUGCCCUCGAGGUGAUGUUGCCAGAGAUGAUGAUACCAGAGGCAUUUAUCUCAGUAGUGGUGUGGAUGGUCCGAUGAGAUUGCCCUGGAAAGGGCUGGAGCCCACAGUAGAAGUGGGAAAGGCUGGUGACGAGCGCUGGGUCCUGCCACAAGCCUGGAUACGCCCUAUGGGUCCCCUGAGCCCGGAGGAGGGGCCGCCCAUCUCGACGUCGGGCCCCGGCGUGGUGGUGCGCGCCGAGGAGGCGCUCAUAGUGCUGCUGGUGCUGGUGCUGUGGCUGGCGGCCAUCGCGCUCUUCUUCAACCGCUGGGGCAAGAUCCGCAUGCUCGAGCCCUACCAGCCCAAGUUCCAGCAGCAGCACCGCGUCAGCUGCCCCAUGGUCGACAUCAACGCCGUCCAGCACCGCUCGUUCUCCAAGUUCAACCUGAACUGCCUGGGCGAGGCAGGUUCGGGCGCUCCGCCGCUUCGGCCGCUGCUGCGCCCGCGGCAGAACUCUGUGUUCGUGGGCGGCUCGGGCUACAUGCUGCCGCCGCACCUGGGCCCCCCGCGGAAAGCCAAGUCGGCCGCCGACCUGCAGACGCUGGUG